UACAUAACUAGAUAUAACUUUCAGUUUCUCUAAUUGCCAGAAAACACAAUAAAGUCGAUUAAUUUUGAUUUGUUGUUGCAUCACAAUGGAAUUUCCGGAGACUGGUAAACAUUGCUCAGUGAAAGACUGCAAAUUGUUGGACUUCUUGCCACUUGUAUGUGAGCAUUGUCAAGUCACUUUCUGUAAAGAUCAUUUCAAUAUGGAAUCGCAUAAGUGUUUGAAAACAGAGAACUCAAAAUCUGUUGUGGAACAAUCGGCAAAUUUUCUAUGCUCUAAAGAGUCUUGCAAAGAUGCAUCACCCGUUGAGAUGCCUUGUAUCAAGUGUAAAAAGCAUUUUUGUGUAACACAUAGACAUCAUGGAUGCUUGGAAUUGAGUGAAACAGAAAAGACACAGAAACUGAAGAAGUGGCAGAUACCAAAGAAACAAUUUGCGGAAGCAAAAGCUAUAGUAGAUCAACAGAUUGCGGACAGUUUGAAGAAAUCUAAAAAUGUAGCAUUGGCAAAUAAAGUACAACUCAUGCGUGUGAAAUGUUCUGCAAUUGGUCCUAAAAAUGUACCAACGAGCGAGAGAAGUUACUUUCUUGUACAUUUGCCGUUGACAGUAAAAAAUAAACAUAUAGGCACUUCGAAAGGAGCUUUUGUCAACACGAACUGGACAAUUGGCAAAUGCAUAGAUUCAAUAGCGGAUACACUUAAAGUUCCCAACAAUAAUAACACAACCACCACGAAUAAGUUAAAACUCUUCCGUCAUUCUACCGGAGAUCUAAUAUGUAACAAGAUGGAUACACCUUUAACGCAAUUAUUUGAAGAUUUAGCUAUUUUUGAUGGAGAGCGAGUUAUUUUAGAAUAUUCUGAUAAUGUACCUGAUAAUGUAAUAGAUUCAUCUUUAUAUAAAUAA
Trachymyrmex septentrionalis is the source of this 898-nucleotide messenger RNA. RefSeq names its product AN1-type zinc finger protein 1-like. Lineage: Eukaryota; Metazoa; Arthropoda; Insecta; Hymenoptera; Formicidae. Gene Ontology annotation, biological process: proteasome-mediated ubiquitin-dependent protein catabolic process; protein targeting to ER. The transcript is spliced from 2 exons. Bases 86 to 898 code for a protein of 270 amino acids. The record is from RefSeq and is a predicted model, not a curated record. Gene Ontology annotation, cellular component: cytoplasm; endoplasmic reticulum. Gene Ontology annotation, molecular function: zinc ion binding.